AUGGAUCACGUGUUCGGAGAUCUCGUUGGCAAGAAUAUGUUUUUAUACAUUGACGACGUGGUUGUCUGCGGUGAUACCAAGGAAGAGGUCCUAGCGCUUUUUUUGGAGAAAGUCCUGCAGCGUCAAGACGGGAUCAAGGGGAUCAAGGUCUCGGUAGUUGUGCGGAUCAAGGUACAUAAUAAGUCCGUAAAGAGUGUAACAGAGGCUGCGCCGCGGACGAAUAAGGCUGAACUCCAGAGCUUUGUCGGUUUGGUGGGCUACUUGCGUAGUCUCAUACCGAGGUAUGCGGAACAUACGGCGAGGAUGUGUGAGCUCCUGAAGAACGUCCAGUACGAAUGGAUAGAUGGACUGCAGCUAGACUUCGACGGUCUCAAGCAAGCAGUAACGAAUACCGCAGCGUUACAUGCGUCACGGCCAGGAAAUCGGUACGAAGUAUGCACGGAUGGCUCCGGAGUGGGGAUGGGAGCAGCGCUCAUGCAGGAGCAAGACGGCCAAGAAGUACCCCUGGAGUAUACAAGCCAGCGCGACGGUAGGAUUGUGGAAGCGGCGACGGGUCGAGGCUACAUACCCGGGGCUCUACGAGAGAAAGUAAUUCGCAGCUUGCACUGCGGACGAGGAGGAGCACAUAUGGGUGUGACAAAGACCGCGAGAAUAGUAGCGCAGUACUUUGUGUGGCCAGGCAUGCCGGCUGACGUGGCAGCCUUUGUGAAGUCUUGCUUGAUAUGCGCUCGACUGAAGCAACCGCGUUCCCCCACGCGUAGAUACGAGAUGGAACACUUGGACACUGCGGCGGCCCUGACCUUCGUGAGUCUCGAUCACAUGGGUCCGAUAACGUACGAGAGUGUUCGCCUGGACCGAAGCUUGGAAUGGUGCCGCGGACAGGAAACAGUUCAGAGGGCGUCAUAA
Molecule: messenger RNA, 906 nt
Organism: Gregarina niphandrodes
Lineage: Eukaryota; Apicomplexa; Conoidasida; Eugregarinorida; Gregarinidae
Product: putative Gag-pol polyprotein
Exons: 3
Coding region: 1-906 (301 amino acids)
Source: RefSeq, a predicted model, not a curated record